Lentinula edodes (shiitake mushroom) is the source of this 1164-nucleotide messenger RNA. RefSeq lists its product as uncharacterized. The record is from RefSeq and is a predicted model, not a curated record. Lineage: Eukaryota; Fungi; Basidiomycota; Agaricomycetes; Agaricales; Omphalotaceae. The transcript has 5 exons. Bases 1 to 1164 code for a protein of 387 amino acids.
AUGGGAGGUAGCCACACACGGUCGGGACAUGGACACUGUUUCCCACUUGGCUUGCCUUCAAGGGAAGUUGUUAGUGUGGCUGACUUUCCAGAGCGUUCCGCUGUGGUCCACAAACACCUGAACUAUCACCACCACGACCAAUUCUUCGACCGCCGGACCUUUGAGGUCGCGGCCUGUCCCACCUCCGUCCAUGAGGAGGAAGGUCUGGAGGAUGAGGAUGAAGAUGAGGACGAGAUAAUCCAGAGGGCGCAGGCACGCGUGGAGAGGGUGAGGGCGAGGAAGGCCGCAGAAGAAAAGGCUGCCAGAGCAGCAGCAGCUAGAGAGAAGGCGGCGCAGGAGGCGCGAGAGCGGGCCCGUCGAGCACAACAACAGGAGGAGGAGGUGUCUGAGAGAAGGAGGCUGUUGGCCGCGGCGGCGACAGCUCGGAGUCAGAGAAGGACCUCUCCAAGUGAGGUGUCGGUUUUGCCGCAGAGACCGGUGGUCGAAAUUUUGAAGAAGAGCAAAGGAAAAGGCAAGGCUAAGGCCCAGCCUGUUGAUGAAGACCCAGAUGACGGCGAUGACGGCGACAACGAUGACGACGAGAAGGAACCCUGCGAACGUUGUGACCUUCCAGGAAACACGACUACCCAUUGCGAGGGCGCGAAGGGGUUUCAAGGGGGGGUAAUGUCAUGCCCUGACCGCAACCAAACCAACCCCAGCACCAGCCCACAUGUUCUCACAUUCCCGACUCUCCUUCCACCUCCCCAAGACAUCCCUGAGGCAUACAACUCCUACUACGCAAUAUCAUACGGUCCCGCACUCUUACCUAACCUCCCUGGACCUCCUGGGAACCCCCUCAAGGGUCACCAUCUCAUUGUUCCAGCCACUACUAGGUCAUUCCCGUCCUCGGUCACGGUUCCUGUAGCUCCCUUCGAGCUCCAGCCUGCUCCUAGCACGCUACAACAUAAACCCUCAUAUACCAAUCCCUACCAUAAGACCCAUUCCGACCCCGGUCUCCACAGGCGCAGGGUUGUGGACAGUGAUGAGGAAGAGGAGAGGGAGAUUGAAGGGGAAAUGGAGAAGGACAGGGAAGAAGUGGAGGAAGGAGAGGAGGAGGCGCCGGCGCCAAAUAGGGCAAAGGCGGCAACCUCUGAGAAGGGAAAGGAAAAGGAGGUGGUAGAGUAA